CUUGUCCAAAAACAUAUACAUAUACAUAAUACAACAAAAUCAAAACCAAGAUUAUUCGCUGCGCAAACAAAAACGUUUCAAUUCUGCUUCCUUUUCCCUUCUCUGCACCAACUGAUCGAUUCUUGAACAAUCAUAUAAGAGCUAGAACCCCCCACCUCUCUCUCCCUCUCUCUUUCUCUUUUUCUCUCUCUCUCUAGAAGUGUUUGUAUAAUGGGAAAGAAGAGAGAUGAGGGGAUGUACUUGUACUGGGAUGGGGUUGUAGAGAGCAUGCCUGUGUUUGCUAAGGAGUUAAUUGCUGGGGGUGUUGCUGGUGGCUUUGCAAAGACUGUUGUAGCACCUCUUGAGCGUGUCAAGAUCUUGUUUCAGACUAGAAGAGCAGAAUUUCAGAGUACAGGGCUUUUGGGAUCCUUUAAGAAGAUUAAAAAUACAGAAGGAGUGCUGGGUUUUUACAGAGGGAAUGGAGCCAGUGUCGCUCGAAUUGUUCCUUAUGCAGCUUUGCACUAUAUGGCUUAUGAGCAGUACCGCCGGUGGAUAAUUCUCAGUUUUCCUGACAUUGGGAGGGGUCCUGUCCUUGAUCUUGUGGCGGGAUCAUUUGCUGGAGGCACCGCUGUGCUUUUCACUUAUCCUCUUGAUUUAGUUCGAACUAAAUUGGCGUAUCAGAUUGUGGAACCACCAAAGUUGAGUGUUAAAGGACUAGUUCACACUGAACAAGUUUAUAAAGGAAUUUCGGAUUGCUUUUCCAAAACCUACAAAGAGGCUGGGAUAAGAGGCCUCUACCGUGGUGUGGCUCCAUCACUGUAUGGAAUCUUUCCAUAUUCUGGCUUGAAGUUUUACUUCUACGAGGAAAUGAAAAGCCAUGUUCCCAAGGAACGCAAGAAAGAUAUCACGGUGAAACUUGUAUGCGGAUCAAUUGCAGGUUUAUUGGGUCAAACUUUCACGUACCCUCUCGAUGUUGUUAGGCGACAAAUGCAGGUCCAGCGGCUCUUGGCAUCUAACCGGGGAGAACUGAAAGGAACAAUGGAAAGCCUUGUAAUGAUUGUACAAACGCAAGGAUGGAAGCAAUUAUUUUCAGGGCUGAGCAUCAACUACUUGAAGGUUGUACCAUCAGUGGCAAUCGGUUUCACAGUCUAUGAUGUUAUGAAAUCAUUCCUGAGAGUUCCAUCACGAGAUGAAGCUGUUGUAGAGGUGGUGACCACCAACCAAAGAAAUAGCCAACCAUCAUCCUUGCACUCUUAACAAAAAUCUUAAAACUCAAACUAGUCAUUUUGACAUAGUUAUUGAUUGAGCUUUGCCUUGCCUUCUCAAUAAUAUUUGAAGGCAGGCUCCUUUUUUUGAGGUCAUUUUCAUUUGUAUGGUCCAUUCUUUCUAGCUGUAACAUAGGGCUUCUGUAGAUCAUACCUCUUUCUGUAAUAAAUCAUUAAGCCAGCACAGGUCGCUAGCUGAUUAGAGGUCCUCUCUUGUGGCUUAUAUAUCAUAGCUUCCUUAAGCAUGAUGCAAAUGUAUCUUUACAUGACAGGAUUCAAAUACUGCGCACAUAAAUAAAGGUCAAGAUCAUUUUUUAGUAUUU
Molecule: messenger RNA, 1567 nt
Organism: Cornus florida
Lineage: Eukaryota; Viridiplantae; Streptophyta; Magnoliopsida; Cornales; Cornaceae
Product: mitochondrial carrier protein CoAc2
Exons: 7
Coding region: 211-1236 (341 amino acids)
Biological process (GO): transmembrane transport
Cellular component (GO): mitochondrial inner membrane
Source: RefSeq, a predicted model, not a curated record